Messenger RNA from Paramecium sonneborni, 903 nucleotides. Lineage: Eukaryota; Ciliophora; Oligohymenophorea; Peniculida; Parameciidae. The record is from the annotation of a GenBank genome assembly.
AUGAUAUAUACGUUAUUGUAAGUUGUUCUUAAAUUUAGAAAACAUUAAUUUAAUUAAUUAUAUAUGUCUUGUUAACGAAUUACUGUAACAAAAAGAGGAGUGGAAUUGUAAGAGUAAUUAAAGGAGACUCUAAAGAAAAAUUAGAAGAUUCUGAAGGUAGAAAAUUAACAAGUUUUAUUUGAUCAAUAGUAUUGGAAUAUAUAAUUCUAGAGAUCUAUUGAAGAGAUAGAAUAUUAAUAAGGAGUAAUUCGAUGGAUAUAUUAAUCUUUUGGAAUAAAGAUUGAAUUCUCCAGAGAAAAUAAAGGUGUUUUUGAAUCAGAGAUUUAAUAACUAGCCAAAAUUUAUACAAAAUGAAGUUGAUAAAGUGAGUUAGAAGAUUUAUAAUUAUGGAAAUUCUUAAUCUAGAUCUAAUCAUUCUUUACCUUCUUUAGAUUUUAGAUAAAUCUAACAUUUAAAAACUAAAUAUAAUGAUGGAUAUUGGAAUAGUCAGAAUCUUUCAAUGUCUGGAAAUAUGUGUAAUUUAUUUUAAUUUGAGUAGUCUUCAAGCCUAAAGAUGAUGAAAUCAAAACGAGGAAGAUUAAUUAUUUAAUGUUUUAGGAGGCUAAAAUAGAAAGAAUGAUUACAAAAUAUGAUAAAUUUAAUGAGAAAGCAUAAUUUAUUCCUAAUUUUGAAAAAGGAAAAUAGAAAAAUGAAAAUUUAGCCAAUGAAUUAUUAAAAGCAAUGGAAACAAAGGAUACUGAAACAAGAGUAGAAUCUAUUCAAGAAAUAAAUUAGAAACAUGUUUAAAAUCUUGAUUUAUUGGAAUAUAACAAUUAAAGAAAAGAGAGAUUACAUUAAACUAUGACUGAAUUGCAUAAUAAAAAAUAUAAAUAAUAUUGGGAUAAUCUAAGAGUUGGAAAAUGA